Molecule: messenger RNA, 660 nt
Organism: Rattus rattus (black rat)
Lineage: Eukaryota; Metazoa; Chordata; Mammalia; Rodentia; Muridae
Product: chromobox protein homolog 3-like
Exons: 1
Coding region: 82-633 (183 amino acids)
Biological process (GO): chromatin organization; negative regulation of transcription by RNA polymerase II
Cellular component (GO): pericentric heterochromatin; nucleus
Molecular function (GO): chromatin binding
Source: RefSeq, a predicted model, not a curated record
UGAAGCGCACAGGCGGGAGACUGCAGGGUCCACGGCCCUGAGCAUGUGAGUGCUCUUCAAGUCUCUGAUUAAAUUUUAAAAAUGGCCUCCAAUAAAACUACAUUGCAAAAAAUGGGAAAGAAACAGAAUGGAAAGAGUAAAAAAGUUGAAGAGGCAGAGCCUGAAGAAUUUGUGGUAGAAAAAGUACUGGACCGUCGUGUAGUGAAUGGGAAGGUGGAGUAUUUCCUGAAGUGGAAGGGGUUCACAGAUGCUGAUAAUACUUGGGAACCAGAGGAAAAUUUAGAUUGUCCAGAAUUAAUUCAAGCAUUUCUUAAUUCUCAAAAAGCUGGUAAAGAAAAAGAUGGUACAAAAAGGAAAUCUUUAUCUGACAGUGAAUCUGAUGGUAGCAAAUCGAAGAAGAAGAGAGAUGCUGCUGACAAGCCCAGGGGCUUUGCCAGGGGCCUUGAUCUUGAGCGAAUAAUCGGUGCCACAGACAGCAGUGGAGAGCUAAUGUUUCUCAUGAAAUGGAAGGACUCAGAUGAGGCUGACUUGGUGCUGGCAAAGGAGGCAAAUAUGAAGUGUCCUCAGAUUGUCAUCGCCUUCUAUAAGGAGAGGCUGACUUGGCAUUCUUGUCCCGAAGAUGAAGCACAAUAAUUGUUUGCAUAUAUAUAUAUAUAUAUA